AUGGCUGGACCACACCGCUGGACCCGGCGAUUCGCUCGACUGGACUCAAAAACCAUCGAGUAUCUGGGCCGCAAACGCCCCGAUGUCUUCUCCAACGCCUGGUCAGAAUGCGCCUUCUGCUUCUCCAUCUUCAUGAGCCAAAUUUUAGCCGAAUACUACAUCUCCGGCUCCAAUGUGCUCCUCCCGACUCUCCUCACGGAGCUGGACAUCCCCCCGGCGCUCUCCAUCUGGCCCUCCACAGCCCUGUCCCUCGCCGUCACCUCCACGCUGCUGAUCUGCGGCCGCCUGGCAGACAUGUACGGCGGCUUCGUGCUCUACGUCGGCGGGAUGGCCUGGCUGACCCUCACCUCCCUCAUCGCGGGCUUCUCGCAGAACUACCUCAUGCUGUUCGUCUUCCGCGCAUUACAGGGCCUCGCCCUCGCCGCCUUCCUCCCCUCCAGCAUCAUGAUUCUCGGAAGUACCUACCGUCCGGGGCCGCGCAAGAACCUCGUUUUUAGCAUCUACGGCGCAUGUGCCGCGCUCGGCUUCUUCGUCGGCAUCUUCUUCUCCGGCCUCUGCGGGCAAUUCCUCUCCUGGAGCUGGUACUUCUUUAUCGGCGCCAUCUUGUCAGCUAUCACCGCUGUCUCCUCCUAUCUGUCCAUCCCGUCCGACUACGCCCUCACCCGCAAGCUGACCAGGGCGUCUAUGGACUGGGCAGGCGCUGCGCUCCUUGUACCUGGGCUCGUGCUGUUCAUCUUCGCCAUUGCUGACAGCGCCCAUGCGCCGGACCAGUGGCGCACCCCUUACGUAUAUGUCACGCUCGUCAUCGGGGGGCUGCUCUUGCUGGCGCUAACGUAUGUUGAGGGGUGGGUCGUGUCAAACCCGUUGCUUCCGGGCGAUUUGUUCUCGGUCAAGUAUAUGACGCCGUUGGUGAUUGCGUUGUUGUGUAUGUAUGGGAGCUUGGGCAUAUAUUUGCUCUAUGCUUGUCUAUACAUGGAACAACUCAUGGGCGCCACCCCCCUCCAAGUAGUAGCCUGGGCAACCCCAAUGGCAGUAGGAGGCCUCACCCUCUCCGCCACAGGCGGCUUCAUCCUACACCUCCUAAACGGCACGGUCCUAAUAAUCAUCUCCUGCCUGGGCUACCUCGGCUCCGGGCUCCUCUUCGCACUCCUCCCCCCAGGAGGCAACUACUGGGCAUUCGUCUUCCCAGCAAUGAUCUGCGGCACAAUCGGCAUCGACAUCAGCUUCAACGUGACCAACAUCUUCAUCACGACGAACCUUCCGCGUGAGAGGCAGGGGCUCGCCGGCGCGCUGAUCAACUGCACGCUGCAUUUUGGAAUCGCGCUCAUGUUGGCGUUUGCGGAUAUCGUUCAGGUGGAGACUGAGACGCUUGGGCUGCGGGAGAGCUAUCGUGCGGCGUUUUGGUUCCAGGUUGCGUUGUCCGGGGUGGCGUUGGUGAUUGUGGGGGCGUUUGUGAGGAUUGAUCGGGCGAAGAGUGAGUUGACGGUUGAUGAGAGGAGGGAGUUGGAGGCUGCUGCUGGUGCUUAA
This is a messenger RNA of Aspergillus campestris IBT 28561, 1527 nucleotides long. RefSeq names its product putative MFS multidrug transporter. The transcript is spliced from 3 exons. Gene Ontology annotation, biological process: transmembrane transport. Gene Ontology annotation, cellular component: membrane. Gene Ontology annotation, molecular function: transmembrane transporter activity. The coding region runs from base 1 to 1527 and encodes 508 amino acids. The record is from RefSeq and is a predicted model, not a curated record. Lineage: Eukaryota; Fungi; Ascomycota; Eurotiomycetes; Eurotiales; Aspergillaceae.